AUGCUACAGGCAACGCUGGAGGCGCUGGAACUGCGGCGCCAGUGGAGUUCCCGCGAACGCGGGGGAGCAGUAACUUAUUCCCGCGAAAACCCCCCAAGGCUAGCUCUCUCUCCCCCUUCACUGGGUGGGAAACAGAAACAACAAAGGCAACAGCUGCUGCCGGAGAGGAAGCACCGGCAGCUGCAACUGGUAUCGAAGGAAGAGCAGCAGAAACAGCAGCAGCAGCAACAAAAAGAGUUGAAACAACAGCUAAAACAAAAACAUAAACUCACACAGAAACAGAAACAACAAAGGCAGCAGCUGCUGCCAGAGAGGAAGCACCGGCAGCUGCAACUGGUAUCGAAGGAAGAGCAGCAGAAACAGCAGCAGCAGCAACAGCAGCAGCAGCAGCAGCAGGAUAUUUCUAAACAAGAGUUGCUGUCGCAGCAGCUGAGUGAGCUGCAGCAGCUGCAGCCACUAGCCAUCCACCUGGCUCAGCGUGUAUACAGCGGCGAGGCCUUCAACGCCCUUGACGUUUUACGCAGCAGUAUAGAGGGGGCUCGACAGGUGCAGGAGAAGCUACAGAAACAGCAGCAGCAGCAGCAGCAGCAGGAGCAGCAGCAGCAGCAGCAGCAGCAGGAGUAUGUUUCUGUGUCUCCCCCAGAGGAUGUAGAUACAGAUAUGCUGGCUGCUGCAGUUGAAUCUGGUGUAGAUGGUUUAUCUUUAUUAUAUGAACUAUCAAGCAGCAGCAGGAGCAGCAGCAGCAGCAGCAGCAGGAGCAUGUUUCUGUUUCUCCCCCAGAGGAUGUAG
This is a messenger RNA of Eimeria mitis, 789 nucleotides long. RefSeq lists its product as uncharacterized. Lineage: Eukaryota; Apicomplexa; Conoidasida; Eucoccidiorida; Eimeriidae. The coding region runs from base 1 to 789 and encodes 262 amino acids. The transcript is spliced from 5 exons. The record is from RefSeq and is a predicted model, not a curated record.